Messenger RNA from Fusarium pseudograminearum CS3096, 1377 nucleotides. RefSeq lists its product as uncharacterized. Bases 1 to 1377 code for a protein of 458 amino acids. Gene Ontology annotation, cellular component: membrane; intracellular membrane-bounded organelle; cytosol. Gene Ontology annotation, biological process: maintenance of cell polarity; piecemeal microautophagy of the nucleus; exocytosis. Lineage: Eukaryota; Fungi; Ascomycota; Sordariomycetes; Hypocreales; Nectriaceae. Gene Ontology annotation, molecular function: sterol binding. The record is from RefSeq and is a predicted model, not a curated record. The transcript has 4 exons.
AUGUCGUCAUCGACACCGCCACCCACGGUCGAUGCGCCUGACGAGCAGCAGAGCGAUACCUCCAAGUUGCGAACGUUUCUGGGUAUCUUGAAGAAAUUCAUCGGCGUUUCGGACCUUGCAGCAGUUAGAUUCUCGCUGCCGUCGCAGUUGCUCGAGCCCACCCCGAACCUGGAAUACUGGACCUACAUCGAUGCCCCUAAUGCCUUCGUUGCCAUGGGCACCUCCGACGAGCCUCUUGAUCGCAUGCUCGAGGUCGUGCGUUUCUGGUUGACCAAGGAUCUGAAGUACGCCAAGGGAAGGCCAUGCAAGCCUUACAACUCAUGUCUUGGUGAAUUCUUUAGGUGCAAUUGGGAAACUGAAGACAACGCCCCGAAAAUCGACACAUCCAACCUCAAACAAGAGAAAGGCAACACCAAGGGCGGACUUUCUGCCUUGAAGGCAUCAGCUAAGAGCAGCAAGAACAACUCAAACCUCUCGCUUUCUGUGCCUCAACAUGGCACCACGACGGAGGAGAAGCUCGUCCGUGUUUCGUAUCUCACCGAACAGACAUCGCAUCACCCUCCUGUGAGCGCUUUCAACGUCACCUGCCCCGAGAAGGGCAUCACUGCCCGAGGCUUUGACCAGAUCACCGCCAAGUUCACAGGUACCUCUGUCAAGGUCCUCCCUGGUGAACACAACAUGGGUAUCUUUAUCACCCUCGAGAAGCGCGAUGGUGAGACCUACCAGCUUACCCACCCUGCGGCGCAUUUGGGUGGCCUGCUCCGUGGGGCUUUGAGCGUCUCAGUCAGCGAGUUCGCUUACAUCACUUGCCCCAAGACCAAGAUCAAGGCUAUUCUGCACUAUGUGGAGGAAGGUUGGCUGGGACGCACAACCAACAAGAUCGACGGCGUCAUCUUCAAGUACGACCCCGAGAACGAUGACAAGUCACGAGUACAGGAUGUUCCCGAAGAGGAUGUUCUCGCUCGCCUGAGUGGGCCAUGGAAAGAAAGGGUCGUUUUCACUCUCGGCCCCAGACCUGUUAAAUCCGUCCCUGUCGAGGAGCAGUUUGUCAUUAUUGAUAUUGCACCCCUUAACGUUGCACCAAAGAUCGUUCCUCCCAAAGAGAAGCAGCUACCCAACGAGUCCUUGACCCUUUGGGGUGGCGUCACAGAUGCUAUCCACGCCAAACAAUUCGGCAAGGCCACGCAGGUAAAGGUCGAGCUGGAAGAAGCUCAACGCGAGAAGGCUCGCCAACGUGAGGCCAACAAGGAGACAUGGCAACCUGUGUUCUUCAAGCAUGUCACGGGUAACGACGGCAAGCCCGACCUGACUGACAAAGGUCGGGAGGUCCUCGACAGAGCCCAGAAGGGUGAGUGGUCGCUCGAGGGCGUUAUGUAA